Octodon degus (degu) is the source of this 1160-nucleotide messenger RNA. RefSeq names its product CD80 molecule (gene Cd80). The transcript is spliced from 5 exons. NCBI's taxonomy places the organism in Eukaryota, Metazoa, Chordata, Mammalia, Rodentia, Octodontidae. Bases 360 to 1160 code for a protein of 266 amino acids. Gene Ontology annotation, cellular component: external side of plasma membrane. The record is from RefSeq and is a predicted model, not a curated record. Gene Ontology annotation, biological process: immune response; positive regulation of T cell proliferation; cell surface receptor signaling pathway.
CAUCCCCAAAGGGGAGCAUCGGCCUCUGGUUUUUAACACAAAAGAAAAAAGAAUUUUUCUUCAAUGGCGAAGUCCUUCUGAGCUCUUCCUGGUUAAGAUGGACUAUGACUAAGCAAACCAUCUAUGCAGUGUGGCUGGCACCUGUCCUCUGGGGCAGCUCCCAGGGAGGACACCCAUGCACCUGAUUGUAAAAAUAAAUCUACAACUUUUGGAGACCCAGGAAUGCUCUCCACUCUCUCCUUGGCAUGUUUUCUAACUAGCAUCAGAGAAUUUCCUAAGUGGAGCGAUUUAAUUUGUCUUCUGCUUCUGCCUUGAGUGUUUCACUGAGGCAUCUCUGCUGCCUUGUUGGAGCUCCUUUCAUGGUCCUAGGAGACACUGCAGCCCCAUUUGGCUCUACAUUAUUGGUUUCCCUUUCCUGUCCUAAGCAUCUGCCAAUCAUGGGUCACACACUGAGGCAGGGAACAUCUGUCCUCACGUUCUUUCGGCUGCUGGUGCUGGCUGGCCUUUUGUGCUUCAUUGCAGGCAGGCAGGUGACCAAGGGAGUGAGAGAAGUGGUGACGCUGUCCUGUGAGUACAACAUUUCUGUGAAUGAGCUGGACAGAGCUCGAGUCUACUGGCAAAAGGAUAAGCAAAUGGUGCUGAGUAUCGUAGCUGGGACAGUAAAAGUGUGGGAUGAGUACAAAAACCGGACCAUCCUUGACAUCCCUAAUAAGCUUUCCCUGGUGAUCCUGACCCUGCGCCUGUCAGACAGGGGCACCUACACCUGUGUCGUUCAGCAGCCUGAAAAAGGGAUGUUCAAAUUGCAACACCUGUCUUCAGUCACGCUCUCCCUCACAGCUGACUUCCUUACUCCCAGUAUAACUGACCUUGGAAAUAUAUCCACGGACACUAAAAGGAUACUAUGCUCAACUUCGGGGGGUUUUCCUAAGCCUCACCUCUCUUGGUUGGAAGAUGGAAAAGAGAUAAACACUGACUACCCGGCAGUUUCACAGGAUCCCCAGACAGAGUUGUUCACUGUCAGCAGUGAGCUGCACUUCAACAUGACGAGCAACCACAGCUUCCAGUGCCUCGUCAAGUAUGGAAACACAGAAGUGUCGGAGACAUUCACCUGGCAGAAACGUAAGCAACACUGUCCCAGGGACCCACCCUGGAGAAUCUGA